AUGGUCAGACACAUUGUGUCCGCCAUCUGGCAAUCAGUAUCGGAUCUCAACAUCGGAACUGCCGCACUAGGGCUGCGUCCCCUCGAAACCGCGCGUGUUUGGGUACCUCCUUGCAACGCACAGAUCAAGGACAAUUGCUACAUUACUUUGGUCAUCCACAAGAGUCACCAGCAACGUCAGUGCGGCUUCGACCCACUGAACCCUCGGUUGAGUGGUACGUAUCACUAUGCCGGCUCGUCUCUUCUGCUGCCGCGCUCGAUUGUCGCGCAUCAUAUUGGUGUGGACCCCUUUGAUCUGGGGGAUAUCUUCCCGUUGGGCAAGCAGAAUUACCUCUUCGUUGAGAUGGUUGGAAACCCCUACCCUACGCCGGCGAGCGAUACGGCCCAGCCUACAACGCCAAGUUCAUCAGUUCGAUGCAGCUUGACAGGGUCACCGAAGACCACACCACAGACUCAUUCUGUGGUCCUAUUACAAAGUGGCACGGAGGCGAUUGUCGACAACCUGUACAUCCAGGCUGUCAAGCACUAUCUGCUCCUCACAGCAGAUAGCCCACUCGAGGUCUUCAGCCAGGAGUGGCAAGCAGACAUUUUCCCCCAGCACGUGACCCAAUACAGCUACGAUAUCUUUACUGAGGACAACGACAAUGACGAUGACGAUGACGAAGAAAUUGCCGUCUUCCCGCCGAAAAGUGACACGGAGACAAUUCGGAGAGGGCAGAUGAAAUACCUCCACUGA
Molecule: messenger RNA, 735 nt
Organism: Aspergillus heteromorphus CBS 117.55
Lineage: Eukaryota; Fungi; Ascomycota; Eurotiomycetes; Eurotiales; Aspergillaceae
Exons: 5
Coding region: 1-735 (244 amino acids)
Source: RefSeq, a predicted model, not a curated record